Messenger RNA from Mobula hypostoma (lesser devil ray), 1137 nucleotides. RefSeq names its product FOS like 1, AP-1 transcription factor subunit a (gene fosl1a). Gene Ontology annotation, cellular component: nucleus. Gene Ontology annotation, biological process: regulation of transcription by RNA polymerase II. Bases 371 to 1126 code for a protein of 251 amino acids. Gene Ontology annotation, molecular function: DNA-binding transcription factor activity, RNA polymerase II-specific; RNA polymerase II cis-regulatory region sequence-specific DNA binding. The record is from RefSeq and is a predicted model, not a curated record. The transcript has 4 exons. Lineage: Eukaryota; Metazoa; Chordata; Chondrichthyes; Myliobatiformes; Myliobatidae.
CAGAAUUACAACAGACAAAAACUAGGGUGGUGGGGUUGUAGAGAUAAGAGUGAGUGAGUGAGCGAAAGGACAGAAGCCAGAGGCAGGUACAGCUUCACCAGACUGCAGGGCGGACCGAUCCCGGGGCAGAUUUUUCUUGGGACUCGCUGUCCACUCGAGGCUCGGCCGGAAACUGCGCUCACCCCGUGCCAGGGGUCCGUGAGUCCGCGCCGCUCUCCGGCGAGCUGUGGGCACAAAAUUCCGGAGUGAUCCUUCAGGGUCGGUGAGGGAGCGCGACGCCGAUGGAAAGAAGCCUGGAGACCCGCGUUGUGGGACGUCCUCUGCUGUGCCCUCUCUCUCUGCCCUCUCUGGCAGCCAGCAGUUCCAGUGGAUGGUACAACCCUCGGUGGCAGGCCACAGUGCGUCCAGCUUCUACCCGAGACCCUACCCCUACCCCGAGCUGGGAAGCGUCCCCGGGACCUCGGACGGGCUGAGGUCGGGGGUCAUCAGGGCCCCCUUCGGGGGCAGGCGGAGGAAGGAGGAGGAGCUGUCGCCGGAGGAAGAGGAGCGGAAGAGGCUGCGGCGGGAGAGGAACAAGCUGGCCGCGGCGAAGUGCCGGAACCGGCGGCGGGAGCUUACCGACUGGCUGCAGGCGGAGACCGACCAACUGGAGGACAAGAAGUCCUCGCUGCAGAAGGAGAUUGCUGAGCUGCAGAAGGAGAAGGAGAGGCUGGAAUUCGUCCUGGAGGCUCACCAACCCAUCUGCAAGAUCGCCGAGGACGGCGGGGUCAAACCCGGGCCGUCCAGGGGCUGCGGGUCAAAGGUCAAAGGGCAGGCGGCCAAGCCCCGCCCGGCGGACGUCUCCAUCCCGUCCGCGUCCCAGCCGGCCGAGAAGCAGGACGUGGAGGCCCUGCACACGCCCACCUUGAUCGCCACCCCUUCCAUCACCCCCUUCACCGCCUCCCUGGCCUUCACCUACCCCAGCGUGCCGCCCUACGACCCGGAGCCUCCCGCCGGGCCCUCUGGCCCAGCCACCGGCGCCCUCUCCUCGCCCGAGGCCUGCGCGGCGGCCCACCGCCGGGGCAGCAGCAGCGGGGGCGACCAGUCGUCGGACUCGCUCAGCUCCCCUACCCUGGUGGCCCUGUAGGGCCCUCCAAC